UGCCAACUGGGCCUAGCCGAAUUUCCCCCGACGACGACGAAAGACGAAAGCGAGCCCCAACGACGACCGAUACGCCAAACCUAUCGCCCACCGACCAACCCGAACCCCUCCGACAACUAUAUCCCAAGAUGCCUAAGCAGGUUCACGACAUCAAGCAGUUCAUUGAGCUGUGCCGACGAAAGGAUGCUUCGUCUGCCAGGAUAAAGAAGUCCACCAAGGGUGCUUCGCAGAUCAAGUUCAAGGUCCGCUGCAGCAGACACCUCUACACCCUUGUCCUCAAGGACACCGAGAAGGCCGAGAAGCUCAAGCAGUCGCUUCCUCCUGGACUCACCAUCACCGACGUUCCUUCCGUUUCCAAGAAAUAAAUGUUCGGCGAACGGUAGACUGGGUGUGAGGGAGGCAUGAUGUUUCGGCGAGGGGCGUAAAUGUGUACUAUGGAUGUAGACACAUUGGGCAAAUGAAAAAAAGGCUGCCUUCAGGUCCAGCUGGCGUUACCUAACUGUUUGUUUCUCUUUUCUGGCUUUGCGGGUCGGUCAUGAUAAAAGGCGCUACAAUGGCUUUCUUUUUGGUCCAAACGAUGUACCCAACCCCCACAGCUUGCACACGUGUGAACGAGUGAUGGCAUCGGCCUGCUGCCCAAGUACCUAUGACGGCCAACAUCUUCGUAGGACCAACAUCUUCAG
This is a messenger RNA of Tricharina praecox, 683 nucleotides long. Its product is annotated as ribosomal protein L38e. The coding region runs from base 129 to 365 and encodes 78 amino acids. Lineage: Eukaryota; Fungi; Ascomycota; Pezizomycetes; Pezizales; Pyronemataceae. Gene Ontology annotation, biological process: translation; protein-RNA complex assembly. Gene Ontology annotation, cellular component: cytosolic large ribosomal subunit; ribosome. The transcript has 4 exons. Gene Ontology annotation, molecular function: structural constituent of ribosome. The record is from RefSeq and is a predicted model, not a curated record.